AUAUAUACAGUCGUGGUAUCGACUGUAGUUGUUAUUAGUAUAUUCUUAAUAUUCCUAUCAUAGACUAUAGAGCAAGUUCUGACUUCUAAUUCUACUAGAUUCAUUGCAUUAUAAAUACGCAACAGUUAACAUAAUAAUAUUUUGUAUUGAACUACAUCAAUAAUUACAACAUUGUGAAUUUAGUGUACAACAUUAUUUGGUGUAUAUUUCCUUGUCGAAAGAGAUGAUCAAAAAUGAUAAAAGAAAAUACUGAAGUUAUAAAACCACCUGAAAAAGUUGAUGACUUCUUGUUGUCACUGUUUAAAGCAUUGGACAGGCAGAAAUCUAAAGAUGAUCGUAAAAUAGUGGAAAAAAAAGUGGUUGUUCGGAGGUUGCCUCCAACUAUGACUGAAGAAAGAUUUCUCAAUGAAGUGUCUCCUCUGCCUGAAUUCAAUUAUAUGUAUUUUAUACCUGGUGAUCUGCAUGCAGUACCAUUUCAUCAUUCAAGGGUGUAUAUAAAUUUUCUUAAAGAAGACGAUAUGUAUAUGUUUACAGACAAAUUUGAUGGCUAUGUAUUUGUUGAUGACACUGGUGACGAGUAUCCAGCUACUGUUGAACUAGCACCUUACCAAAGGAUACCAAAAAAGAAAUUAGAUAAAGAUGCAAAUUGGGGUAAGAUACACGAGAACCCAGUGUUCUUAGAGUUUAAACGUAAUUUUGAACAGAAGACUAUCGAUACCACAUUAAAAACUACACAACACUUUUUUGAAUCCGUUGAAGAUAAAUCUCAAGAACAGGACUUGAGUACACCAUUACUUGAAUAUUUAGCAAAGCAAAAUGAUAAGCAACGUGUACGAGUAAAUCAAAGGGAUGAACGUCGUAAAAAAGUAUUUAUUAAAAAACAGGAAAAAGAGGAUGUCUGGAGAAACAAAAAAGUGGAAAAAGAAAUUUUCAUUAAACCCAAACAAAUUACCAAAAGCAACACAAUCAGUAAAAGAGUAAUUGAUGAAAAACCAGUGAAAGAUACAAGCCAAAAAAAAAUUUUUAAAAGUCAUAAAGACGAUACAGGAUAUAUUGUUGAAAAAAACAAAUAUUAUGAUGAAAAUCAUAAAGUUAAAAGUGAAGAAACUAAAGUUGACGAAGUAAAAAAAAUAGAGAUUAAAAUUAAAACGGCCAAGCUGAAUAGUCCACUCAAAUGUUUUGAUAAUGAUUUAAAAGAAGAUAUUACUUCUAAACCUGAAAAAAUGAAUAUGGAUAUGUCUAAAGAAGAUAAUGAUAUAAAAAAGAAAUCGGAAACAUUGAGACCUGGACAUUCAGAAAUCAAAACUAGUGUUUCAACUAAACAUAAUAAGUGGCAUGAUGAUAAGGAAACAGUUGAAUCUGGUGAAACUGAAAACUAUAAAAAGCAUCGAUUUGAUACAGAUAAAAGAUUUUCUUACAAUAAACGAAUAGAUAAUCGCCGUCAAGAAUCCAAGACUGAUCGUCGCAUUAGAAAUAAGGAUCGUCCAGCUAUAGAAAUUUAUAGGCCAGGGAUGGGCAGAUUGAGUAAGUUAAAAGCAGAGAAUGAUAGUAUUGAACCAGAAGCUAAUAAGUAACAGUUCAACAUUUAAAUUAUACUUUACAAAAAUAAUGUACAUUCUUCUUGUAUUUGAUUUUUAAGCUAUUUCUCAAUAAUUUUCAUCUAACUAAAUUUUGUAACAUACAUUUUUUAGUAAUAUUAAAGAUUAAACGUAUAUGAAUCAUGGUAAA
This is a messenger RNA of Metopolophium dirhodum (rose-grain aphid), 1728 nucleotides long. It is a transcript of the gene Upf3, whose product is annotated as regulator of nonsense transcripts 3B. Gene Ontology annotation, cellular component: cytoplasm; nucleolus. The transcript has 6 exons. Bases 234 to 1574 code for a protein of 446 amino acids. NCBI's taxonomy places the organism in Eukaryota, Metazoa, Arthropoda, Insecta, Hemiptera, Aphididae. The record is from RefSeq and is a predicted model, not a curated record. Gene Ontology annotation, biological process: nuclear-transcribed mRNA catabolic process, nonsense-mediated decay; positive regulation of translation. Gene Ontology annotation, molecular function: mRNA binding.